Messenger RNA from Aedes albopictus (Asian tiger mosquito), 1776 nucleotides. RefSeq lists its product as uncharacterized. The transcript has a single exon. NCBI's taxonomy places the organism in Eukaryota, Metazoa, Arthropoda, Insecta, Diptera, Culicidae. The record is from RefSeq and is a predicted model, not a curated record. The coding region runs from base 1 to 1776 and encodes 591 amino acids.
AUGGCGAGAGCUCUUCUCGAUAGCGGAUCUCAGGCAAAUCUGAUCACGGAGAGAUUGUGCCAAGUCUUGAAGCUGCCACGGAAACAAAUUAGCGUUCCAAUCGCUGGUGUAGGCAAUGCGCGGGUUCAGAUAAACAGUUCUGUGUCUGCCACGAUAGCUUCGAGAAUCACUGAUUACGUCAUCCCGAUGGACUUCUUAGUUCUAAAGAAAGUAACAGAGGAUCAGCCUUCGACGACGAUUCCGGUCAGUAAUUGGAACUUACCAUCAGAUAUGGUUCUGGCGGAUCCAGGUUUCAACAAGCGAGCUCCAAUUGAUCUUCUGCUAGGAUUGGAGUAUUUCUACGAGUUCUUGUUACUCAAUGGUGGUCGGGUUCAAAUACAGCGGGUAGGUGAAGGAAUUCCACUUUUUGUCAACACUGUGUUUGGAUGGAUAGCAGCCGGUAAAGCGGAUUUGGGUAGCCUUAACCCGAUUCCAUGCUGUCACGUAACGGCCAAUACGACUCUGGAGGAGAAAAUAGAACGAUUUUGGAGCAUUGAGGAGUUGCAGGACGUUCCACGGCGUACUCAAGAAGAACAGGACUGUGAGGAGCAUUUUCAAGCCACUUUUUCACGUGAUUCAGAGGGGAGAUACGUGGUACGUCUGCCGAAGCGAACGGGUUUCGAGCAGAUGAUCGGCGAGUCGAGGAACACGGCCCUCCGUAGACUUCUGCAACUUGAACGGCGGUUGGACAAGGACUCAAAUCUGCGAAAGGGUUACAACGAAGCGAUGCAGACUUACUUGGAGCUAAACCACAUGAUAGUAGUUCCGGAGAAUGUUUUGAAACACGAGAAUCGUCUCGCUUGUUAUCUGCCUCAUCAUCCGGUCAUCAAAGAAUCGAGCACGACGACGAAGAUUCGACCAGUAUUCGACGGUUCCGCUAAAACUACUUCGAAUUAUUCUCUAAACGACGCUUUGAUGAUAGGGCCAGUCCUUCAAGAUCCUCUUUUUGAUCUGGUUCUUCGUUUUCGUAAACACGCAGUUGCUCUCGUCGCAGACAUCGAGAAGAUGUAUCUGCAGGUGAGAGUGCAUCCAGAUGACACCUCUCUACAGCGGAUUUUGUGGAGAUUCUCGCCGGAGGAACCGAUAACAACAUACGAAAUGAACCGUGUCACUUUCGGUUUAGCUCCAUCUUCGUACCUCGCAACACGUUGCUUGCAGCAGUUAGCAGACGACGAAGGAGAUCUGCACCCACGAGGAAAGGAAGCGCUUGUCAACGACUUCUACGUGGACGAUUACGUCGGUGGGGCAGAUUCCGAGUUUGAAGCUAUUUUGAUGCGGCAGGAUUUGGAGCAGCUAAUGCCUAAAGGAGGUUUUCGGCUGCGCAAAUGGAUGUCCAACGCAAAGGGUGCAUUGGAAGGUCUGCCUCCAGAGGAUUUAGGAACUCAGUCUACGCUGAAUUUCGAUCAAGAGCAGGUUAAAACGCUAGGGAUUCAUUGGCGACCAGGGCCGGACGUGCUGGGUAUCGACGUGUCAAACUUUACUGUAAACGGACAGUGGACUAGGCGUAAGGUGUACUCCGUCAUCGCUCAGCUGUGGGACCCUAGCGGUAUUACGGCUCCAGUCAUUUCUUGGGCCAAGAUACGGAUGCAGCUUUUGUGGGUAGCAGUUCAAGGAUGGGAUGAUCCCCUGUCCGAAGAAUUAUCCAACCGGUGGACCGAGUUUUACCAUCAACUACCCCUCCUUUCGGAAAUCGAAGUGAAGCGGCACGCUUUCACUAACUAUCCGAUGUUGAUUUAG